AUGAACUUCCUUCAAUCCAAGCUACGGAACCGACUUAGUGUUGAUACUAUUGAUCGGCUUGUCUCUAUAUACAUGAAUAUGCGUGCUUUACGGACUUCUACAGGUGGAACAAGUGGGGAUUCCGAGCUGUGGGAGGAGCAAUUAGGGGAUAUACUGUUGAAUAUAGAGGAUGAGUUGAUUAGGAGUGAGGAUACUGGCGAUAUCGAUAGCGACGACGUGACCGGUGGCCCCUCGACUCAGGCAUUCGGAUACAAGGACGUCACAGAGAUCGAACAGAGAAUUAGGGUCAAGCUGUCUGUAGAGGAUGCGGAGAAGUUUAGAAACAUUGAUUACAAGACAAUUAAGGACAGGAUCAAUGCGGCCCUCCUAGGCGCCCUGGUACAGGCGGUGCAUAGACACGGAAAUAGGAGUUACACACUAUACACAAAGGACGCAGAAGGGAUAAAGCGUGUUCCGGACCGCGCUCCCGAUCAUAGUCCACAACGUCGAAGUCAAGAGGGCUCCCCGGAGAUGCUGAGCAUCAAGAAAUUGGUAGAUCGAAUUGAGCGCAUCGCGGAAAAUUUGCAACCGACCAAUAUUAUAACAAGAUGUACACAGAUCUUGGUAGCAUUUAUGCGAUAG
Amorphotheca resinae ATCC 22711 is the source of this 621-nucleotide messenger RNA. RefSeq lists its product as hypothetical. NCBI's taxonomy places the organism in Eukaryota, Fungi, Ascomycota, Leotiomycetes, Helotiales, Amorphothecaceae. The record is from RefSeq and is a predicted model, not a curated record. The transcript has 3 exons. The coding region runs from base 1 to 621 and encodes 206 amino acids.